Molecule: messenger RNA, 3663 nt
Organism: Pocillopora verrucosa
Lineage: Eukaryota; Metazoa; Cnidaria; Anthozoa; Scleractinia; Pocilloporidae
Source: RefSeq, a predicted model, not a curated record
AUGGUGUUGUCUGCCGGGCAAGUAUCGCUUUUGCUGGUUACUUUCCUCAUGUCCAGCAGUGUCGAAGGUGUUAAACCACAAAACGGACACAUUCGCCUCAGCCAAGUAAAUGAUGACUACAUUUGCCGGCAUGAGACAUUUGAAAACCGUUUCAUCAGAGGAACACAUGUGAGCGUAUUUGCCUCAGUCAACCGAGGAAAUGGAUCGUCCUUUAUCUACGAUUCUAUCUUUCUUUGGGUGGAAGAUGUAAAAUACGAUCGCUUCAAGGCUUGUGUUGUGGAAGGAGGCCGAGGAGCUGGGGAUAAUUUCACUAUCGACUGGUUUGCAGUUCAAGGUCCACAGACAGGAACUGAACAUGGUACAACACCAUUUAGCAAAUUUACUACAGGAUCACAGUGCAACCGGGUGACAUUUAAAAAGGGUUUUAAGAAAACUCCUACAGUUCACGUCACUGUGCAGCACACUAAAAAAGACCGGAAGUACGAUGCAAUGCUGGUUUGGAUUGAAAACAUUUCGCCAAGUGAAUUUGAAGUUUGUUUACAAGAGUCAAGGGUAUUCGAUGGGCUCCACGAAGGACUUAUAGUGAACUGGAUGGCAUACGAGAACUAUCCUCAAAAUUGGAGAGCUAAGGAGUCCAAAACCAUUCUGUUUUCUGGAAAGGAGUUACCCACAGCCGAAAACAAGUAUGCACUGUGUAAGACGAUCAAAUACGACGAGCCGUUUUUUAACCCACCCAUCGUUCUGACAACUGUCUUCAAUGCUGCUCAAGGUAACAAAUCGAACAAUGGAUGUGGUGCGAAACAAAAAGAGCCUUUGCUAACCUGGAUGGAGGGAGUGACCAAGAAACAAUUUCAAAUUUGCAUAAUAGACCACGCAGGAUACGGUAACCAAAGAAGCGACGUGGUUAUAAACUACUUAAUUAUUGGAGACCUCGACCCGUGUAGAAAUAUUAACUGCACUUACGAAAGCUUCUGCUAUGCUCGUGAUGAGUGGACGUAUGAAUGUCGCUGCCGAAGUAACUGCCCAUCGUACGAGGAACAUGUGUGUGGUUCCAACGGUCGAACUUUCAGGAAUAUGUGUGACUUCAAACAAACGAUUUGUGAAGAACGCGGCAAUUAUACAAACUAUCAUCCUGGAAGAUGCAAUGGUUUCCCUAUGCAGAAAGGAAGACACGAGUUUCCAAAUCCUCCUCUCGGGAUAGAGGAUCAGUGUGUUGUGAUCAAGUUCAAACCUUUCAUAUUCUAUCCUCUUAAGGAAGUUCACGUGCAACUCACUGUGAACCACUUCAACUACUCGUAUGCCGAUUGGGUACAUGAAGCUGCUACACCUUGGGUCGAAAGCGUUAACGUCACUCAGUUUACUGCCUGUGUUACUCGAACUGGAAAGGACAAAUAUCUUGCAGACAGCUUCCCUUCAAUAGACUGGAUGGCCUAUCAGGGAAAUCCACCUGGAGGAGUAGCAGGGGAAGCGAAUUUCACAACAUGGUCGACUGGAACUAGCUGCGUAACAGUCCCUUUAUCUCCAAAGCGUUCUGAGCCCCCGUCUGUCUUUGCAACAGCAGUGCACCACAGAACAGGUCUCAGGUAUGACGCUACCUCUUUAUGGCUCGAAGAUGUUUCAACGAGUUCUUUCCAGAUCUGUCUUAGAGAAUUUCAAAACUUCGCAGGAGCUCAUGAUAAAAUUACAGUGAGCUGGCUGUUUUUCGAAAAAACACCUAGACCAUGGUUUAAGGAGCACGGCCUCGUCAGCUUUCCGAAUACUGGUUCGCCGUCGGAAGAGUACAACUACGCUUUCUGUAAGGAUGUGAGUUACACUCGAUCGGCUUACAAAAAGCCCCCAAAAGUAUUUAUAAGCGCCAGUCAUUCUACCAGUGGAGGCAAUGCUCCAGCAGAGUGCAAUGGAAUCGUUAGCUGGAUUGAGUAUAUCACAGAGAAGGCAUUCCGAAUCUGUGUCAAAGAACUGGAAGUGCAACGCUUUGACCCACUGAACGUUUCAUAUGCGGUGUUGGGAGACAGUAUUUGUAAAGACGACUGGUACUAUUUCGAUAACUUUUGCUACAGUCAAGUGGCUGCAUGCGAUAACUGGGACAACAGCAAUAGAGCAUGUGGCUUAAAGUCAGCUGACCUUCCCAGCAUACGUAACCAGGAAGAAAACGUUUUUGUCCAAAGUCUGCAUGGUGGAGAACACUCCUGGUUGGGGCUCAAUGAUAUCAACUCUGAAGGGAAUUUUGUGUGGAGCGACAAGAGCACAUCCAAAUUUAGGCGUUGGGCAAAGGACCAACCGAACAACUAUGGCAAUGAAGAUUGUGUUCAUACUCUUGGCUUCCUUAAAAAUCAUCAUUACGAAUGGAAUGACGUGAACUGCUCUGAUUGUCACAGAUAUUCUUGCAAGAGAGAUUAUGAUGAAUGUGCUGACCAAAAUUAUGACUGCCCAGCUGAUUCUCAUUGCGUUAAUGUGUUUGACGGUUACGACUGCCGAUGCAAUAAAGGAUUCUUUCUGAAUGCUAACAAAAAAUGUGAAGACUGGGUGGAGUGCGACCUGGGGAAAAGUUUUUAUACCUGCCCUGCCAAAUCGACCUGCGAGAAUGUUCGUGGUUCCUAUAGAUGUAGAUGUGAAACUGGCCUGGCAGGAACCGGCUUGGCAGGAACCGUUAAAGGAUGUGGGGCACCUUACGCGACAGUGACUUCUUCCUGUGCCGAUACAGCAAUAUGGCUAUCGAAUACAACAGGGUACAUCGAGCCAAUUGAUAAUUCAAAGGCUACUAAAUACAAAAGUAACAUGAACUGCACGUGGAAUAUAACAUCAAAUGGACAAAUUGAUCUUGUCUUUAUACGUUUGGACACCGAGGAUAAGCAAGAUAAGGUCGUCAUACACGAUGGUAGAUCAGCUUCUGCUCCUGUGAUUGGUACCUUGUUUGGAGACACUACCCCCCAGGAAUCGUUCACAAGCACACUCAACAAUCUAUUUGUGAGAUUUGAAUCUGAUGGUAGUAAAGAAUAUAGAGGAUUUUUGGCGAGAUAUCGAGCGAUUACGGAUGGCAGCGUGCGUAUGAAUAGUACCUCUUCACAAAGCAAACUUGCCGGCAGAGUGGAAGUUUUCUACGCUGAUAAAUGGGGGACCGUCUGCCAUGACUACUGGGACGAUAAGGCUGCUGACGUAGUUUGUAGAGAGCUUGGCUUCAAAGAGGCUAAAAGUGAGUAUAAGGACGCUACACAUGGCGAAGGAAGUGGGCCAAUCUGGCUUGACAACGUGCGCUGCUCAGGGAGUGAGACUCAUCUCUACAAGUGCAACAAACGAAAAUGGGGAGAGCACGACUGCACUCAUAAACAAGACGCCAGCAUGGAGUGCAGUUUUGGCGCUACCCAAGUUAGGAUACACGGAAGUAAAAACUAUGGCCGCGUUGAGGUUCUUAUAGAAGGCCAAUGGGGUACUAUCUGUGAUCACAAAUGGGACAUAAAUGAUGCAGCUGUUGUCUGCCAUCAGCUAGGUUUCAAAGGUGCACGCAAUGCGCAUGGAGGCGCAAAAUACGGUCAAGGCUCCGGUCCUAUUCAUCGGAACCUUGUUAGAUGCAUGGGUGACGAAAAAUCAUUGCUGGACUGUCCAUAUGGUUCAUCUCGCUAUUGCUCGCACGCUGAGGAUGCUGGUGUUGAUUGUGCUAUUUGA